Molecule: messenger RNA, 1128 nt
Organism: Pecten maximus
Lineage: Eukaryota; Metazoa; Mollusca; Bivalvia; Pectinida; Pectinidae
Exons: 5
Coding region: 60-728 (222 amino acids)
Source: RefSeq, a predicted model, not a curated record
UGCCCUGUCCUCUCAUUCAUCUCACAGUUGUCGUUGUUCAGACCAGCAGGAAAAACACCAUGAUUUCGGCUCUUCUCCUCGUGUUCGUAGUGACGAUCUACACAAUUGAUGGAAAGCCAUACUCCUUGGAUCAGGAAGUAACAAAGUUAUUAGAAAGGAGAGGCAAACCUGUCGUUUGUGAUGCUAACAAUGCUGGCUCAGUCGUGUUUGCAUUCGAUACCUCCGAUGGUACAAAGGACUUUUCCGAACAGAAAACAUACGCCGGAAAAGUUGCAAAAUUCUUGCCUGAAAAUGGAAAAGUAAAAGUAGCUGGAAUCGUCUACGGUGGGUCUACUGCAACCAGCAUCCCUCUUGGAAGUCAGUCAACAUAUGACGACCUUGUGAAUGCUAUUGAAGGCAUCUCCCAGGAAGAGCAUGGACCACGUGAUGAGGCCGACGCACUUAAGGCUGCUGCUAAACUCUUAACGGAUUCAACUGGUAAAAGGGCCAUCGUUCUCUUCGUUGAUGGUAAUGCAGAUGAUGCAAAUGCCGCCAAAGCUGCUGCGGAUGAAUUGAGAGGAGAAGACAUCGAGAUUCUCUUCGCCUUUCCUAAGGAUUUGUAUGCAUCUCUACAAUCUGAGCUGAAGCAGAUUGCAUCUGAACCCUACAGUCUGUCAUUGAACGCUAUGAACAGUCUGAGUCUCGCAGAGUCCAUCGGUCUCGUAUUCGAUGUACAGUACAGCUGUUAGAGAAUGGCGAGUCAUCAUUCCGUCAUUUCCCCGCACCCUAUUAGUUCUGAUUGCAAAUGCAUACAAACCAAGUUGGCUUUGGACAAGGGUCUGAUACAACAAGUAACGGAAACAGCAGAUCUUGAUAUAUUGAACAGAAGAUUAUAGUAGAGUGAGUGAGUACUCGAUUGUGAAAUACGUUGUUCUCAAACGAAGAAGUAAACUCCUUGUUGGAUCAGAGGUAGUGUAAUUUUGUACUGUACACAUUAGACCAUUGACAAAAUAAACUCCAAACUAUAAGUAGAAGUAUAUACCCUUGGGUUUCAUUAACCUAUUGCUACUUCUACUUCGUUUUUGUGUCCAAUAUUCAGCUUGUUCAUACAAUAUGCUUUUCAAAAUAAAUAAACUCAUGUUGCAUAUA